Molecule: messenger RNA, 1343 nt
Organism: Beta vulgaris subsp. vulgaris (sugar beet)
Lineage: Eukaryota; Viridiplantae; Streptophyta; Magnoliopsida; Caryophyllales; Amaranthaceae
Product: ethylene-responsive transcription factor ERF118
Exons: 1
Coding region: 54-1025 (323 amino acids)
Biological process (GO): regulation of DNA-templated transcription
Molecular function (GO): DNA binding; DNA-binding transcription factor activity
Source: RefSeq, a predicted model, not a curated record
CUCUCCUCUUGACCUUCUCCAUAUUGUUUCACUCAAGUUAAGCUACUAUCAUUAUGAAUGAUCUUAGCUUUGAAUAUGUUUCUUCAUUCUUCAAAAAAGAAACGUUUUGUUCUUUCGAAACGUAUGGAAAUCUCCCAUUAUUGAUCUAUAAUAACGACCUUACUUUCAACACUUUUCAUCAUUAUCAUAAUACACUAUCCUCAAAUUCUUCCUAUGUAACACCAUUCUCACGAAACGUUUCUUCCACUUUGCCUAUACCAUUUGCAAGAAACGAGGAGACAGAAACUCCUCCUCCUCCUUCGCCCCCGGUCCUAGAAGGAAUCGCAGCUAUCGUUGGCGAACACGUCCUAUUCGGUACACCUACACCAUGCAAGGAUAUCAAAAAGGAGGAAGAAGUUUCGAGCUUUGAUCAAACCAAUACGAAACGUUUCGAAACACCAGAAGAAAUCAUCACCGUUUCGAAAUGUAAUAGUACGGACACGAAACGUUUCGUAACAACAGAGGAAAUGAUCACCAUUUCGAAAUGUAAUAGUACGGAAACAAAACGUUUCGAAACAACAGAAAAAUGUAUCACCGUUUCGAAACGUGAGAUUAUGGACACGAAACGUUUCGAAACGGGAAACGUGAAAGACGGCGUUUCGGUGGUAGGAGUGGAGAAGAAGUAUAGGGGAGUAAGAAAGAGGCCGUGGGGAAGGUGGUCGGCGGAGAUAAGAGAUCGAGUCGGGCGGUGUCGACAUUGGCUCGGCACGUUCGACACCCCGGAAGAGGCGGCGCGUGCGUAUGACGCCGCGGCUAGGCGGCUCAGAGGGUCAAAGGCUAAGACAAACUUUCAUAUCCCACCUGUGGUACCCACCACGACAAUGUCACCGACAUCCUCGUCCUCGUCUUCCUCGUACGAUUAUAUAAUCAAGAAUAAACCAAGAUAUAACAAGAGAAUAUGUCAAGUUGUAACGUCAAUGUCUCAACUUGUUACUAAGAAUAAUGAGUUUAUGGAGCUUGACUUGAAGUUGGGAGCACGUAAAUAAAAUAGGAGUGUUACUACAACUCUACAAGUACAACUUGUGUGGUUUAGUUUUUGCCUUAACUUUUUGGGUAUCAUAAUUAUAGAUUUUAGUGUAUGGUUAAUUAAGUAGUGGAAUAUGAAUAUAUGGGUUUUGAUCUAAUUAAGGUUGGUUUUUCUUUAAUUUGCAUGAAGAUAUAGAUGAGUAGAUGACUAUGUAAUGUGUAUUUAGUUACUAAUUAAUUACUAAUUAUUAGUACUCCCUUUGUUUUAAAUUAUAAAGCAUUUUAGCUAAAAGAAUUUGUUUCGAAAUAUAAGGUAGUUUGCAAAACCAAUGUAAGAU